AUGACUGCCAAGCCGUACCUCACCUUACAGAACACACCAGAUGGGACGUACCUCCAACUUAGCACCCUAUUGGAAGGCCACCGCAUUCGCCCCCUCUCCAACCUGACAAGACUAGACACUCACACGCCAAUGCAAUACUUUCUCUAUGCCCAGGUGACCCACUUCAUCAGGGACAACCCUAUCCUGUACAGAGGUGCUCGCGCGCUCUCAAACUUCAAAGUACAUUGUAAAACGAGUAAUGUUAAAACAAAACUACUAUCGACAUUCUAUAAACUCCGCGGCUUGGAAGCCGCUACGGCAUUACCGCCUUUCACGGACUCAUGGGCCAAAGACCUAAACACCCAAAUUACAAACCCCCAAUGGAACACUAUUUUCCGUCAAACGCACGCCACCUCGAUAUGUACCGCGAUCCAGGAGGGUAACUACAAGAGAAUUGCCAGAUGGCACUACUCACCAUCCAAAAUACACAGCCUAUUCCCAAACACACAUGACAUAUGCUGGAAAUGCACCCAAAGGGGAGCCUCACUAGCUCAUACCUGGUGGACCUGCCCAUUACUCCAGAAAUACUGGAACAAUAUAGUGAAAAUGCUCAAAACAAUUACGGGAAUCCAAGUGCCAAUUACCCCACAGGCGCUACUAUUCCUGAUCCUCCCAAGCCCUUUGCCCAAAUCGCAUCAUAUCCUCCUCACCCACCUUAUAACUGCAGCCAAUCUACUCAUUCCUGUCAAAUGGAAAAACCCCAACGCCCCAUCAAUUAGAGAAUGGAUCGCCAAAGUAGAGACAAUCAGAACCAUGGAGGAAAUCCACGGCUCUAUCGCCCACAAACUAUCACUUUUUCAGGAUGUCUGGGACCCAUGGGUCAGAUUUAUAAAAGAUACACAAGCGAUAAAUGAUAAAUAA
Pelobates cultripes (western spadefoot toad) is the source of this 900-nucleotide messenger RNA. The record is from the annotation of a GenBank genome assembly. Lineage: Eukaryota; Metazoa; Chordata; Amphibia; Anura; Pelobatidae.